Lactuca sativa (garden lettuce) is the source of this 3977-nucleotide messenger RNA. RefSeq names its product villin-5. The record is from RefSeq and is a predicted model, not a curated record. Gene Ontology annotation, biological process: cytoskeleton organization; actin filament severing. NCBI's taxonomy places the organism in Eukaryota, Viridiplantae, Streptophyta, Magnoliopsida, Asterales, Asteraceae. Gene Ontology annotation, molecular function: actin filament binding.
UGGCAUAUCACCAUUAUUCUUUUUUUUUUUUUUAUAAUUUUUUUAGAGAUAUUGAGAGGGGGAGAAUGGAAGAAAGGGAAGGAGAAGCAGAAAGAAACAAAGGUGGGUGUCCAAUUAUAUAUUAUGAUGCACAACUAACUAAAAAGACAAAAAUACCUCUACUCUAACGGUACAAAAGUGGGUUAAGAUCAGGACCAAUCACAUAAUAAAUUACAAUCAUAAGGACCAAUGUCGUGAUGUUUUUCAUAAUUAUAGUCAAAAUGCAGUAUUUUAUAUAAACCACAUGAAGAAUUUUGUCUAGAUUUUUAUAUCGUUUUACUUAUCCAUAAAUUGGUAAAAAUAUUUAUGUGUUAGAAUUUUGUUUAGAUUUUUAUAUCGAUUUACUUAUCCAUAAAUUGGUAAAAUAUUUAUGUGUUAGUUUGCUUAAUAAUGAAAAUGAAAAACCCAACGGUUCUUUCUCCCUGUGUGUGGUGUGUGUUUGUAUGGGUACAUUUCGAGCUUCCGUUGGUGCCAAGCACGCAUGGCGAUUCACCAUUUCCUUCAACACCCCAUUUUUCUCGCUUUCUCAGAAAUUUUCUCUCUCUAGACUCCGAAUCCUCUCUCUCAUCUUCAAUUUUGCUCUGUUUCUCGCGUUUGCAGAAGCCAGCUCAUGUUUUAUUCAGAUUUUCGCACGUUUGGAUUGGAUUCACACGUUCAGGGUAAUAGGUAUUCUAUCCCAAUAUUUAGGUUUUGGUGAUAAAGACCCAAACUGACUGUAGCAUAAAGCAGCAAUCAUGGCUGUUUCUAUGAGAGAAGUGGAUCCAGCUUUUCAAGGAGCUGGACAAAAAGCAGGAAUUGAGGUAUGGAAGAUUGAGAAUUCUAAGCCAGUGGCUAUCCCUGAGGCUUCUUAUGGUAAAUUUUUUACAGGGGAUUCCUACAUUAUUUUGAAGACUGUUACAAAAAAAAGUGGUGUCUUCCGCUAUGAAAUCCAUUAUUGGCUAGGUAAAGAUGCAACUGAGGAUGAUGCCAGCACAGCAGCCACAAAAACACUUGAACUUGAUGCAGCUCUUGGAGGAAGAGCUGUUCAGUAUCGUGAAUUACAAGCCCAUGAAACUGAAAGAUUCCUUUCUCUUUUUAAACCAUGUAUUAUACCUGAAGAAUCUGAACCUCAAGAACACAAAACUCGUAUGUUUGUUUGUAAAGGAAAACAUGUUGUUCAUGUAUAUGAGGUUCCUUGUGCUCGAUCCUCUCUGAAUCAUGAAGACAUAUGCAUUUUGGACACUAAAAAAAAAAUAUUCCAAUUUAAUGGUUCCAAUACUUCAAUACAAGAAAGAGCUAAAGCACUAGAAGUUGUGCAGUAUAUCAAAACCACUUACCAUACUAACAAGUGUGACAUAGCUACCAUUGAUGAUGGGAGAUUAAUGGCUGAUGCUGAAGCUGGAGAAUUCUGGGGUUUCUUUGGUGGAUUUGCUCCACUUCCAAAGAAAACAGCUACAAAUGAUGCUCAAAGUACUCAUGCUUAUCCUACUCAGCUACUUUGUAUCAUAAAGGGGAAAGCAAUACCUGUAGCUGCUGAUUCAUUGACAAAGAAGUUACUAGACACACACCAUUGUUAUCUUCUAGAUUGUGGAACAGAAAUUUAUGUAUGGGUUGGAAGAAGUACUAAUCUUGAAGAAAGAAAAGCUGCAAAUGGAGCUGCAGAAGAACAUUUACGUGUUCAUGAAAGACCAAAAUCCAACAUCAUUCGAAUGAUUGAGAAUUUUGAAACAGUUUCUUUCAGAUCAAAGUUUGAUUCAUGGCCUCCACUGAGUGAUGUGGUUGCAUCUGAAGAUGGUAGAGGGAAGGUGGCUGCACUUCUAAAACGUAGAGGACUUGAUGUCAAGGGUCUGAUUAAAACUUCUACUGAACAUGAGGAGGAACCUCAACCAUAUAUUGAUUGCAGUGGAAAUUUACAGGUGUGGCGUGUAGAUGGAAAAGAAAAGAGUCUUCUUCCAGACAUUGAACAAUCAAAAUUCUACACUGGAGAUUGUUAUAUCUUUCAAUAUACAUAUUCUGGAGAUGAACAAGAGGAAUGUCUUAUGGGAACAUGGUUUGGAAAACAAAGUGUUAAGGAAGACAGAGAUUCAACAAUGUUACUAAUAACCAAAAUGCUUGAAUCAGUCAAGUUUUUAGCUACUCAGGCACGUGUUUAUGAAGGAGAUGAACCCUUCCUUUUCUACGCAAUAUUUCAGAGCUUUAUGGUUCUCAAGGGUGGUCUUAGUAAAGGAUACAAGAAUUACAUAUCAGAAAAAGGACUACCUGAUGACACAUACAGAGAAGAUGGAAUUGGACUCUUUAGAGUUCAAGGCUCUGGUCCUGAAAACAUGCAAUCAAUUCAAGUUGAUCCUGUUGCAGCUUCCUUGAACUCCUCCUACUGUUUCAUAUUACACAAGGAUACACUUGUCUUUAUGUGGAAUGGAAACCAGACAACUACUGAGGAUCAUGAACUUUCUGAGAGGCAACUGGAUCUCAUAAAGCCUGAUAUGCAAACGAGAGUUCAUAAAGAAGGAGCAGAAUCAGACCAGUUUUGGGAAAUUUUAGGAGGAAAAACCAAACAUCCAAAUCAAAAGAUUCAAACAACUGCUGAAACUGAUCCUCAUUUGUUCUCAUGUACAUUGUCCAAAGAUGACAAUUUAAAGCUUUAUCAGAUACACAACUUCAAGCAAGAUGAUUUAUUGACAGAAGAUGUAUAUAUCAUUGAUGUUCUCUCAAGCAUCUUUAUUUGGGUAGGGCAACAAGUUGAAGCAAAAACCAAAACACAAAAAUUAGCCAUUGGAGAGAAAUUUCUGGAACGCGACAUUCGUCUUGAGAAAUUAUCUCUUCAAACUCCAAUUUUCAUCAUAACGGAAGGAAGCGAACCACCAUUCUUCACACGCUUCUUCACAUGGGAUUCAAAGAAAACUGGAAUGCAUGGAAACUCAUUCGAAAGGAGGCUUUCUCUGAUCAAAGAUGGAGGUCGUUCAACUAUGAACCUUAAACCGAAAAAGAGAGCACCGGUAUCAUUCGGAGGAAGGUCCGGAUCCGAAAAACCACAACGGUCAAGGAGUGUGUCAUUCGGGUCGGACCGGCCUCGGGCAAGGGGCAGGUCUCCAGCAUUUAACGCUCUCGCUUCAAAAUUUGAUAAUCCUACUGCACAAAGAAACCUCUCAACUCCUCCGCCAGUUGUCAAUAAACUUUUUCCGAAAGUCGGCGGCGGCGGCGACACCGGUGGUGGCGGUGGCGGCGGCAAUCUUGACACCUCGAAACUUCCGGGCAGACUUGAUACGUCGAAACUGUUUUCCAAGUCUAAAGCCAUUGCUUCACUAACCGCCUCUUUUGAUAAACCUACACGAGACAAACUCAUGCCUCGUUCUAUCAAGACGGCGAGAUCGGAGCCAGUAUCAAAAAUGGAGGCAAACGCAAAGGGAACACCAAUGAGUAGUAGAAAAAUAGGGGGAUUAGGAGUAAAUAAGGAAGAUGCAAAUGAGAAUAAGGUUGAAAAAGAAGAAGAAGAAAAAGGCGGCACUUUUUACCCAUAUGAUCGGCUUACUACAUCGUCAACGGAUCCUGCUCCAAAUAUUGAUGUCGCCAAGCGAGAGAUGUAUCUAUCCUCGAGUGACUUCCGGGAGAAAUUUGGAAUGACGAAAGACGCGUUCUACAAGAUGCCGAAAUGGAAACAAAAUAAGAUGAAAAUUUCGCUUAAGAUGUUUUGAAUGUUAUUAUUUAAAAAAUCUCAAAGGAAAGAAAGAAUACGAAUACUUACCAAUUUUCUUCUACAUACAAACAAACAUUAUCACUCUAACUGCAGUUUUAUUUUUUUUUAUACAGCGAACAGAACAGGUCCUUUUUUGGUAUUUUAGUCUUUUUAUUAGACUGAUAUAAUUUUUCCAUUAUUUAUUUAUUCAUUUGAACGGAAGUGUAUAUGGAACAAAUGAGUGUAAAACGUCAUUUCAUUAAUAAAAGAAAAAAAAUAUAUGUUU